GGAGUGGGCUGGGUCCCCCCUGCGCGCCCUCGGUGGGGCCCAUUAGCGCGGCACCCGCGCAGCGCAGGCUCCUCUGGGUCCCCUCCGACCUGCGGACGCUCAGAGCGUCCCUGCCGCCUGCUGUGGGCUCCACUCUCUUCCAGCCCUGCGCGCUGCCCGCCGCAGGGACAGGAUGGGCACGGGGGAAUUCAUCUGCGUUUCCAUGAGCGGAGGGGCGCCCUGGGGCUUCAGACUGCAAGGCGGCAGGGAGCAGAAGCAGCCCCUGCGGGUGGCCAAGAUCCGAAGCCAGAGCAAAGCAUCAGGGGCCGGGCUGCGCGAGGGCGAUGAAGUGGUCUCCAUCAACGGGCACCCCUGCGCGGGCCUCUCCCACCCCCAGGUGGUCGAGCUCAUGGAGAGCGUCUCGGACUCGCUGCACCUGCUGGUCAAACGAGCUGCCAGUGGGGUAACCGAGACUCUGAUCCCUGAAACUGAGGCCAGAACCCAGCAGCACCCCCCUCAGGAGGGGCACGUGGAAAGCACCACCCUGCAGAUCCGGCCGGCCCCACCGGGCCAGGACAGGGAGCCCUGCAUUGUCCCCGUUGAGAGUGGAGCCCGCCUCGCCGAGGACCAAGGAAGCAAAAAAGAAGAAAGUGGCCUGAGCCGCCCUGUGUCUCCCCGAGUACCUGCCGCCCCGGAAGGACACCCCGAGGAGGAGCCGGCCUGGCCGGGCCCUGUGCUGGAGCUGCAGCUGUCCCUGUCACGGGAGGGGCCCUCGGGCACGGGCGUCCCCGUGGUGGCUCUCCUGGGGGCUGAAACGUCUCAGCGUCCUGACCCAGACCCUGACUUAGACUGUGGCGGGGUCGCCCACAUAAACUCAGUCCCCUCCAGCGAGAAGGGGGCCCCUCCUCUGAGGUCCAGCAAGAUCGUCCAGAUCCGCAGCAGCCAGGAGCUGCGAGUGACCCCUGGGAGGGAGGCGGGGGCCGCGGGGCCUCCCCGAGUGGAAGUGAUCUUGGACUGCGCUGACAGGCAGCAGACGGAAGGGUGCAGGCUGCCGGCAGCAGCAGGGGGUGUGGACUCCCCGGGGGGAGGGGGGCGGUCGGAAGCACCUCCUUCUCUGGUGGCCUUGGCCAUCUCGUCAGAGGAGCCGGGGGCAGAGCCGCGCUGCGGCAGGGACCACAGCCGACCGCACAAGCACAGAGCGCGCCACGCACGGCUCCGGAGGAGUGAGAGCCUGUCCGAGAAGCAGGCCAAGGAGGCCCGGUCCCGAUGCCGAAGCAUCGCGCUGCUGCUGACGGCCCCGCCCAGCCCCCACUCCAGGGGCGUGCUGAUGUUUAAGAAGCUGCGGCGGCGGGCCAGGAAGUUCACGCUCGUCAGCUACGGGACGGGGGAGCUCCAGAGGCAGGAGGAGGCGGGGGACCCGGAGGACGGACACAGCGACAGCCCUUUCGAGGAGGCUCUGCUGGGCGCCAGCGAGUCCGACGGGGACGAGGAGCUGCUGUCCGACAGUGACCACAGAGCCCACGUGGUGACUUUGGACUGGGGUUCCACCCUUGGGGACGCUGAGAAGAAACUGACCCGCCAGGACAAGAUGGAGAUGCUGCCUGACACCUCCGGCAAGGGAGCCCUCAUGUUCGCCAAGAGGAGGGAGAGGAUGGACCAGAUCGCGGCCCAGAAGGAGGACGCAGGGGGCAUGGGGAUGCAGACAGACGGCCCGAGCGCCGGGACGCCCCACCUGCGGACAGAGGCAGCAGCCGUGACCCCGCAGAGCUACGUGAGCGGGAGCUACAUCGAGGUGAGCCCCGGCCCUGGCCACGCACCCCAGCACAACGGCUUCGGGGCGGCGCCCUACCUUGAGGAGACCCCGAGGGUGGCCCCCACCAACAGGACGGCCAGGCCCUUCCCGGGGUCCACGGUCCAGCCCGCAGCCGCCUUCGCCCCGCCCCGCAGCUGGACGAGCCCCGCGGCCGACUUCCCCGCACCCCCACCCUACUCUGCAGUCACGCCGCCCCCGGGAGCCCUGGCCCACGCAGUGAGCAGCCCCACCGCGGGCCCCGCACAGCCCCCACCCUGGCCGCAGCCUGCACCCUGGUUCCCCGAGUGCAUAGCAUCCCGGGACGAGAGGAUCGCCGUGCCCGCCAAGAGGACGGGCAUCCUGCAGGAGGCCAAGCGCAGGGGCACCACCAAGCCCAUGUUCACGUUCAAGGAGCCCAAGGUCAGCCCGAACCCGGAACUCCUGUCGCUCCUCCAAAACUCCGAAGGCAAGCGCGGCACCGGGGCUGGGGGUGACUCCGGCCCCGAGGAAGACUACCUCAGCUUGGGGGCGGAGGCCUGCAAUUUCUUGCAGGGCCCCUCCGCCAAGCAGAAGACACCCCCGCCUGUGGCUCCGAAACCAGCAGUCAAGUCCUCCUCCUCCCAGCCGGUGACGCCAGUGACUCCUGUGUCUCCAGUCUGGUCGCCAGGCUUGGCUCCAGCCCACCCUCCUGCCUUCCCCAUGGCCACCCAGUCACAGGGCACCAUUGCAUCAUCCAUCAAAAUAGCCCAGCCAUCCUACCCUCCGGCCCGGCCCGCCAGUGCCCUCAGCCUGGCCGGUCCCUUCAGGGGACCCCCAGCAGCCGUGGCCAGUGUGAACUACACUGCCAACACAGCCAAGCCAGCAACCCCCGCGCCUGCAGGGGGCACCGGGCAGGUGGCUGCAGUGGGGCCACCCAGCGAGCUUCCCGGAAUGCAGGGCAAAGGGGCCCAGCUCUUUGCUAAAAGGCAGUCUAGGAUGGAGAAGUACGUGGUGGAUUCAGACACCGUGCAGGCCCACGCGGCCCGCGCUCAGUCCCCGACCCCGUCCCUCCCGGCCGGCUGGAAGUACUCCUCCAACAUCCGAGCGCCACCUCCUGUGGCCUACAACCCCAUCCACUCACCCUCCUACCCCCCGGCCGCUAUCAAGUCCCAGCCGUCGGCCCCGCAGGCCUCCAAACCCAGCAAGAAAAAGGGCAAGAAACCCCUCAAUGCUCUGGAUGUCAUGAAGCACCAGCCGUACCAGCUAAAUGCAUCCUUGUUCACGUUCCAGCCUCCAGAUGCAAAGGCUGCCCUCCCACAAAGGCCGUCCACCAAAGUCAACUCAGUGCCCGCCAUGCAGCAGGCGCUGCCGCCCCUGGCAGUCAGCGCCAGCUCGCCCGCCAGCAGGAAGGCCUCGUCCGUGUGCUCGGUGCCGGCCCGAAGCCCCCAGCCGGCCUUCUUCCCGGAGGCCGCCUCGCCCGCCAGCGCGUCCCCGGUGCCGGGGGGUGUCCCCAGCUCUCCGAAGCAAGAGUCGGCCUCCGCAGUGUCUUUUCUGGCACCGAGGCCCAAGUUCUCGGCCAGGAAGAGCGGAGUCGCAGCGCAGGAGAGUGGGCACUCCCUGUCUCUUCCUGGAAGACCAGCCCCGCCCACCGCCUCCACAACGCCCCCGUGGGCGCACUGGCCUGCUGGCAUCUGCCGUCCCCAUCCCAGCGAGGGGCUAGAGAGAGCACGCAGCGGGCUGGCUCCUUGGGAAGCAGCGGCCCAGGUUCCCCUUGGCCUCGCCGAGGACGCCUUUGAACCCAGGGACAUCCGGGAGUCCAUCGCAGCAAACGUGGUCUCGGCAGCGCGGAGGAAGGUGCUUCCAGGGCCCUCGGAGGAUUGGAACGACCGGCUGCCCCGAGUCCUUCGGGCCCCGGGGGCCAGCACGGGCUCCCUGGGGAGGCGAGAGUGGGGUGCUGCACCCCUACCCGGGCACCGAGUGCCCCCCGGCUCCCAGUGGUCCUCUGCGUGUUCCUGGCAGCUGUCCAGAACCGGGUCUGAGAUGAUGUCCCUGGAGACCAGGUCCGAUUACGGUCUCUCAGUGGCCGGUGGCAACUAUAACCCACAGCCCAGGGGGUGGAGACGCCAGACGUGAAAGGUAGCAGAGCCGACCGUGUGCCCUGUAACGGUGAACGUUGGAAACAGUAAAUGUUCAAAACGCCCCUCUGCGGAGUUCUGACGUCUUCAGCGGUUUUGCAUUCACUUGGGUCUCUGCUCACUCUCAGAAGCCACUUUCCUGAGUGUUUAUCAGUCCACACACACACACACACACACACGAGUGCGGGUCAUUUCCCCGUUUGCUGACGCACAGAGAACUUCUCGGAAGAAAACAGUGCAUUUUCUGUGUUGAUAUGUUGGCCCUUGUAUCUAAUUCAUAAUCUUAAUUCCACUCAUUCCACGGUGUGGGGUUGCCCAGGCAGUAACCCUGCUCGGUUAAAACGAAACUCAGUGUUUUCUCCCGUGUGUCUCGGUCCAGGAAGGAAUUGAAACGUGAUGCACUGACGGCCAUUAGCAAGUCACAUGGAGGGAUAGGACGUUGGGAAGUCAUCGCUGGGAGUGGGCCGGUGAAUAAUAAUUACAUGUAAAAACAGAUUUCCGUGAUGUCACUUUAAGCAGUUGUCAGACAUUUGAAAAAUCUAAUACAAUUCAACAUUUUUUAUAGAGUUGAGAUACAGGCAUUCUCAGAAAGAAAUAUCUGAGAGCAAGAGAAUCAAACGUUUCAAAAGGCCUUUUGAGGUAAAUGGUAGAAUGUGUGGGGCAUGGAAGGAUUCAGGUGUAGGGUUUAUUUUAAUCUCUUUCAAGCCAGCGGCCUGAGAUGGGCAGACUCGGGGGUCGGUUGCCCAUCCUUGUUGCUCAGCACUGCAGCUUGGGACCAGGUGAGGAGGGCGCCGACGCUAUGCAGGUCACCGAAGGUCCUCGAGGGAUCACUGGGCUGCAGGUUUUGUGCUGCGUACCCCACGGACAGGGGUUGACGUGAAUAACCAGCUGUCAGUGGGUUUAAGGAAGUGGUAGAUGGAUGUGUCUGUCGUUACGCGAUUGGAGGUCGGGGCCGUUUAUUUAGUCAUAGAAAACACGCCACAGCAGCCUAUGCAACCAGGGGCGUUUCUUCAGAAAGCCGUCACCGGGCUGCCCGAGGAGGCCACGCAGCUGCUCCUCCACCCGCGUGGGCGCCAGGCCGGUGACCGCCAAGAGGCAGGCCGUCCCGCGCCCACUCCCGCCUGCGCGUCCCACCGAGCUCUGCCCCCUGGACACAGCCCGCGUGCUUCACCUCAGAAGCCAGUACUGGGAGUGCUUUAAAAUACAAGAUGGCUUGGGGACUGAAAAUCCCCUUAGGGUUUUGAAAGGCAUUACUUUUGCUUUGUUUUACUCUUUAACUCUUGCACUUGAUCAUUAUGAUGCUGUCUUUCACUGAAAAAACUUUGAAACUGUUUCCCCUGAGCACAAGCAAUCCCUUAGCUUAGAAGUGAAAGCACACAGAUGGGAAGUGGUCACAGCCAGCGCCAGCACAACGGACCAAGUGGACACCAGUUUACGUAAGUUCGGCAGAGAAGAUGACGCUUUCUUGGGGCGCGGAGUUAAGUCACCGUGAGCCGACCCAGUGUUCGGGCUCUCAGAGGGCGCGGAGUGGUCCCGAAGAGUUUCCGUGGGGUGUGGAGAAGUAACGCCCGAUGUGCUGGUGAGUCUGUCAGCGGAUUCUCAGGAACUCCCACGUGAGACACUCACUGGCGUCUCGUGGGACGCCAUCGUGGUCCAGUGUUCCCGACGCGAGUGUGUUCAGCCGUGGCCGACUUGGCAGAAAAGACUUGGCCUGACAGGAUGGGAUUAUGUUUUGUCGCCUGCGUGCUCUUUGGCGGGGACGCCCGUUGCUCCUGGGACCUGGCGCGGGCCAGCCCCAGGUGCGCUGUGCACCGCCGUGCUUACUGCCGCUGCCGCGGGACUCGAGACACAGAGGAGCAGCCGUCUGCAGCCAGCAGGGUCGUUCUGAGACAGCCGCCCCCCUCCCGCGCUCUCACUGUCCUGGGUCACACUCGGGAGGGAAUGGCCGUCUCAGGGGUUUUUCAGAGAUCCGUGUUUCAGGUCGCAGUUUGCCGACACGGCUCUGAAAGGCAAGACGUUGUUGUCAAACCGUCACACCAUGCGUCAUUGGUCUGUACUGCAGGCCGGUCGGAUUGCUUCCGUUCAAGCCACCCCGGGGCCAGGCACCCACGAGAGGACACAACCCCCUGCCCGUCCGGUCAGAACAGCCCUCCACAGGGGAGCUGGGGCUCGUCACUCAGGCCACACUCCCAGAGACCGCCCCUCGCUGUCCCAGCCCUGCAGGUGGCCGGAGGCCCUGCGUUGUCACCACGAGUCGGGGAGCCCUGACAGAGCGUGGCCGAGGGCCGCUCCUUCAGCACUUUCCUCGCUCCUGGGUUUAAACAGCCUAUCGGUGCAUGCGUGGGACGUGUUUGCUGGUAACGUGGUUUAAUUGCUGUCAAGUGCUUUGAGCUUCCUAAACUCGGGAUUAUAGUUCCUUCUCUCUCAAUAAGCCUCUUUCACAUUAGGCCCAUAACUCGAGCGGGAAAGGGCCACACCCUGUGGGGUCCCAGGCAGGUACGUAUGUACCGAUGCAUUGAAACUCCGGGCAAAACUCAGUGUAUCCAGUAGGCUCAGCUAUUGUAACCAGAGAGGAAUGGUAGGAAUGUUUCUUUUUUAAGAGGAAGUAGACUUUCACACUGAAUUUCUAGUCACAGUAGAAGUGUCCACACUGUCCACAUUUUUUCACUAGAAAAACAGUUUUCCUGCUCAUUGUAUUGACAUUUCCACCCAUGUUCACCCCAAAUCCUGUACUGCAAAGACGCACACUGAAAUUCAGAAUCACAUAAUAAAAGGUGACUUGAAAAUCA
Molecule: messenger RNA, 6674 nt
Organism: Artibeus jamaicensis (Jamaican fruit-eating bat)
Lineage: Eukaryota; Metazoa; Chordata; Mammalia; Chiroptera; Phyllostomidae
Gene: SYNPO2
Product: synaptopodin 2
Exons: 5
Coding region: 173-3883 (1236 amino acids)
Biological process (GO): positive regulation of actin filament bundle assembly
Cellular component (GO): actin cytoskeleton; stress fiber; Z disc
Molecular function (GO): actin binding
Source: RefSeq, a predicted model, not a curated record